Drosophila albomicans is the source of this 1932-nucleotide messenger RNA. RefSeq names its product BLOC-1-related complex subunit 5 (gene BORCS5). The coding region runs from base 361 to 1440 and encodes 359 amino acids. NCBI's taxonomy places the organism in Eukaryota, Metazoa, Arthropoda, Insecta, Diptera, Drosophilidae. The record is from RefSeq and is a predicted model, not a curated record. The transcript has a single exon. Gene Ontology annotation, cellular component: synaptic vesicle membrane; BORC complex; cytoplasmic side of lysosomal membrane. Gene Ontology annotation, biological process: organelle transport along microtubule; positive regulation of anterograde synaptic vesicle transport; lysosome localization.
AAGCGAAUGACACAUGCAGUGACGAGAGACCAAUUGAAAAAUACCAGCUACUUAGCGUUGCCAGUUUUUAUGCGCAGGAACAGUUUUUGUGGCAGCCCCGUUUUUUAUCGGUCUAUCGAUUUAACUGCUAUCGUUGAAGAAAUAUCAAAACAAGAAUAACAAAAAAAAUAACAAAAACCAGCAGAAAAGCCUAAAUUACAGCGAAACAAGAAAGGAAGUGUCGAUAAAUAUACAAGUUAAUAGCAACAUCCAGCCAAAGAGGCAGCGAAGACGCAGCGCUGCCGCUGUAGCAGCAGCAGCAACAGCAGCAGUAGCAGAAACGGCUGCUGUUGGCACAAACAAAUUAAUCAAUAAUUAAUAAUGGGCGCCGAGCAUUCGCAGCAACGCAUCGAGGCCGAUGGCCAUGAGAUCUUCGAGCGUCGUGAUGGCGCGCUCGGCGGAGGCGGCAGCAGCGCAUCGCAAGCAACUGGGAUGCGUCUCAGCGAUGGCAGCGCCAUGGCACUAACAGCAGCUGCCGCAGCGGCCACAAACAAACGUCGUGGCGGUGGCAUGCAACAUCAGCAGCAGCAGCAGCUGCAGCGACAACAACAGCAACAGCUGGCCAACGGACCCGCCAGCAUUGUGAUUGCCAGCAAACAAAUCAUCUCGGAGACAGCAUCGCCCACCAGCUCCGAACUAAGUCGCCCCCCAUCGCCGCCUUUGAGUGUUUGCUCCGAUCUUCCGUAUGUUUCCUACACGGAUCGCCCGAUUGGGGAUUCACCGAAAAUACGCAAUCGUCCCGCACAUAUGCUGCAACAGAGCAGCGCCAGUCGUGCAGCAGCACGUAAAUCGCACCCAGGCGGCAUAACCACAACGAUCAAGCCAAAGCGUCCCCAAUCGACGGCCUCCAGUCACAACAUUGUGAUCGUUAAGCCUGGGGCACGGGAUACACACGACGAUAUCGAUCCGGAUUUGGCCCGUCUGCGAAAUAUACCACAAUUUCUGCCCGUGCUGAGGGAAUCGAUCAGUUCGGCGACCUAUACGCGAGAUGCCGAGAUCUUGGAGCGUCUGCAUUCGCAGCACUUGCUCAACAUUUGCGGACGCAUGCAGACGCAUUUGAAUCUGUGCGCCAAUCAUGUGGCCAGCGAACAGAAUCAUUUGGUGGAGCGCACCAAGGUUGUGAGCAAUUCGAUAACAACGCUCUUUGCCAAGUUCGUCGACAUGCAGAAGACGUAUGCUUCGUAUGCGGAGCAAUUUGCAAAGAUUCGCAGUGUUUCACAGCAGCUGAGUCGCUGCAAUUCGCUGUUGCAUGAGAACAUCGCCAGCUUGGAGGCGAUCAACAACUUUCUGGACGACGAGGAUCGCCUGGAGCCCUUCGUUUGGCGCACCGAUGACAAUAAGCUGCGUGGCGAGGCUGAGGGAGCUGCUGGUGGCAAUAGCAAUCGCUUGUGGCGCCUCUAAUGCUGUUAAAUCAUUCUAAUUAUUGUAUUUAUUGUGUAUAUUAACUUAUAUCUUCUUAUCUAUAUAUAUAUAUAUACGUAUCUGUAUAAUAAUCUUAGCUCAAUUGAGUGUUAAAAUUCUGCUGAAUGUUGUAGCUAGGAAUUGUCCGAGUGAUUUCGUUUAAUGAAUAUUUAAUGGCUAAGCAGGAAUUUGCUAUUUGUUAAGUCUCUAGCAGAGAUGGCAAAUAUUUGCAUAAUAUUUCUAAGCAUCAACUUUAAUAACCCUCAGUAUUAAUGCUUGCAAAGACUUUUGCCAUUGAGUUAUACAGAAAUCUCAUUUAACGGCCUCAACUGGUUACCAAAUUAAAGGUCAUUACGCAAAAUUAAAUAUUCGCAAAGUUGGUGGCAAUUCACACGCAUAUUCCACUUAGCGACCGUCAAAUCGUAUGCUUGGAAACCCAAUUAGUUACAACCAAAUCUCACUUAACGGCCACAGCUGACAUUUACAUUAAGC